Messenger RNA from Lindgomyces ingoldianus, 2733 nucleotides. Its product is annotated as ankyrin. Bases 1 to 2733 code for a protein of 910 amino acids. Gene Ontology annotation, molecular function: protein binding. The transcript is spliced from 5 exons. The record is from RefSeq and is a predicted model, not a curated record. NCBI's taxonomy places the organism in Eukaryota, Fungi, Ascomycota, Dothideomycetes, Pleosporales, Lindgomycetaceae.
AUGGCUGAAGCCCUCGCGAUAGUCGCCUCAGUAGUCCAGCUCGUACAGCUUAGUGGACAACUCCUUGCCGGUGGCUAUGGCUUUCUCUCCAGAGUUUCCAAUGCACCAGCGGAAAUCAGAUACCUUUUAACUGAGACUGCAGCCGUCAACAGCCUACUAAGCCAGCUCGAGAUACUAUCGAAUUCAAAAAUAAACCCCGCUCAUGAAAAUGCCCUUCAAAGUCUUAAGCGCCUAGGUGUCUUUCAUGAUUGUGGGACAACUCUAGAGUUUAUACGAAAGGCACUUGCGAAAUGUGAAAAGGGGCAUGGAAAAGAUGUGACAAACUUAACGCGUCGCUUACUAUGGCCGUUCAAAGAGAAAGAGACCAAGGAUGCUUUUGCACGACUUUACCGACUUAGAGAGCUGCUUACGACUGCUCUCCAGGCAAACACUAGGGCGGCACUACAACGCAUCGAAGAAAACCAACAGUGCAUCAUCAAUGAGGUCGAGUUUCUAUCCGAUAAUGCAAGGACACAAAUCAGUCGCGAAGAAACUCAGACUAUCAUGUCUUGGCUCCGUCUUCCGCCCGCUGAUGCCGCCCAAGUGAGCCUGGAUACUGCAUUGAGCUUGCGGACAACUGGUACUGGUGCUUGGUUCCUUGAAUCUAAAACUUUCGAGGACUGGCAUAUGUCCAAUGCUGGAGCAAUUUGGAUCGUCGGCUUUCCCGGGUCUGGAAAGACCCUACUCUGCUCAUCUAUCAUAGAAAGAGUGAGGGUUGCUUGUACCUCACCGACAACUGUCGUACUGUUCUUCUUCUGUGAUCGCCGAGAUAGCUCGAAGCAAACGAAAGAAAGUCUAUUAAUCAACGUCACAAGACAAAUUCUAGAUACAUCUCCAAAAUGCUUGCAGAAAGCAAAAGAGCUUUACGAAGAAAAGCAAAAGCGAAGUUCGGGCCGUACUUUCAAUUCGAGUGAGUACCUUCCAUUGAUAGACUCGUGUCUAAGAGACUUUAGAGAGGUAUUUCUCAUCUUAGACGCACUUGACGAAGCUUCCGAACCAUUGGAGAUUGCAGAAAUACUCAGUCACAUGUACGAGUUGGGAUAUCAACAUGGCGUCAGCGUGAAGCUAUUGCUCACCAGCCGUUUUGACGUUCAGCUAGAGAAACUAUUGGGCUCCAUUAUAUCCAGCCGUGUCUCACUUGUAGACACCACGUUGCCGGAUAUUGAAUACUACGUUAAAGUUGAAAUGCAGGAAAGACUCCGGGAAGGCAUACUGAAAGUACGCGAUAAGGAGUUGAUACCCUUCAUCCAAAGCCGAGUCAGCAAUGAAGCAGGAACGAUUCUCCAAGCCAAGAUGCGACUUGAUUACCUCUCUACUGCACGGAAUGACAAGAGCCUGAAAGGGAUGCUAGAAACCCUACCCAGCGGCCUUGAAAGCACAUACGAAACCAUCCUUUGCUCUCUGGCUUCUCGAUACCCCCAGCGCACAGACGAUAUUAAAGUUCUACUGCGAUGCCUUGUUGCAGCCACAUCGCCGUUAUCUGCAACACAAUUGUCCGAGAUUAUUGCAAUGGAGCCUCGAAAACGACGCUUAGAUCGCGAUGCCGUGAAUACCGAUUCCUUCGAUACACUUGAAGUGAUAGCUCCUUUAGUAACUAUCGACCGAGACAAAAUAAUUGAUGGUAUUCAACUUUCGCACUACACGGUGAAGGAGUAUCUUUGCUCUAAGGCUAUUCUUCAAGGAAAUGCGAAAAAUUUCUAUGUCGAUCCCAGGCAGGCCAACGCAUGGCUCAGCGCAAUUUGUCUCCAGUAUCUCUCAUUCUUCAUUUUUGACCUACCAGUAGAGAGAGACGCAACCAGUCGAGAAUUAGAAGCACCCAGCCAGUAUGAACUCUUACCAUACGCCGCCUUAAAUUGGUUUACCCACAUGCACAACGCUCGAGGUUUUCCUAGAACCGAAGACUAUUACCAGCCAUACCUCAACUGGUUCAUGAAUGGUGCAAAUUGUUACGAUAGAUGGCAGCGAGUGUUCAUUAACUCGUAUCCGCGUCCCCGAGCGCGGUGCCUCUCACGGAUUUGCUUCGCGAUUGAUGCUGGAUUAGACGAGCUAUUCGACUACCUGUAUCCAAACCUGCAAGACAUCAACUGUUGCCACAUUGGUAAUCAUGCAUGUCUGCAUGUUGCGGCAGCGGCAAACCAAGUCAUCAUAUCCCAGAAACUCUUGGACCUUGGAGCAAUCGUGGAUCUCAAAACUCCCGAUAGAGGACUGACUCCUUUGCAUUUCGCUGCCGAAAACGGGUGCCAAGAGACUUUCAACCUACUAAUCAAUCAUGGUGCAGACCCACACGCUAGAUCUAGAUCUGAAACCACACCUUUCUAUCGAGCUGCCCGCGGAGGCUCAAUUUACAUCUUGACGAGACUGAGGGAGUGGGGCAGUGAUGUCAAUGCUCAAACAUGGGAUGCGUGGACUCCGCUACUGGAAGCUGUGGAACAUGGACAUGAAGAUGUGGUCGAUUUGCUACUUCAAUGGGGCGCAGAUCCAUUGAUGCGAAGUAGUCAAGGCUACACUCCACUUAGUCUGGCAAGACUGCUGCCGUAUCACGCCAUUACGAAGAGACUGGAACAAGCGGUAUCACAGCAUCUUGGUGUUAGUGAAGAGAGAUCUUUAACUAUUCGGGAAAAAAAUUGUAGCCAUGGGGGUUUGCUGGAAGAUGAUGUUGAUCUCGAAGGCCCGAACUCAUGGAAACCUAAUUGA